Arctia plantaginis is the source of this 1674-nucleotide messenger RNA. Lineage: Eukaryota; Metazoa; Arthropoda; Insecta; Lepidoptera; Erebidae. The record is from the annotation of a GenBank genome assembly.
AUGGAAAACGAUAUAAUUGAUUCACUAAACGAUAUGGGAUAUGUGGGCCCACUUACAAAUGAGGAUACAUUUCUCAAAGCAGUGGAAUGUGGAGCUAAAUCCAUGGAGUUUACUAAGCUGAUUCAUAUCUUAGCAGAUGAAUUAAAAAAAUUCUGUCGAUUGGAGGAAACAGUGAAUGUUAUGAAUGGCCCGGAGGACUCCAGCUCCUUCUUGCUGGAACUUAGUUCAUUUUUAAAGGAACUAGGAUGUCCAUAUAAAAAUUUAGUAACAGGUCACAUGUCUUCUCGUCUACAAAGCAAAGAAGACUGUCUUCUAUUACUGGACUAUUUAAUAUCUGAACUCAUGGCUGCCAGAAUGGUGAAUAUUGAGAGCGAAGGCAAAGAAAAGCAAGGAAUGGAGAUUGUUAUGCAAGAAUCUCCAACAGCAAAGAAUCUGAAAGAAAUCCUCAUUAUCUUGAAGUUCAACAAACCGCCACCCAACAUUUCCCCUGAAAUGCUGUUCUCAAAACUCGAAGCUAAACUAAAAGACACCAUUGCAAAAGAAGGUGAUCAGCUAGUUGGUAAACCUCUAUAUAAUAAGGCCUUAAGUGAGAAGGACUGGAAGCAACUGGAAACUAUUUACAAAGAAAUGUAUGAAGACUACAGGUUGAGGAAAGAAACCCUUAUCACCCGGUUAGAGUGUACUAUACAGAGUUUUCAAUGGUCCGAACGCUUGAAAAAGGACAUAAAUCUCAUACAGAGCGCGUACCGCACAAAACGCGAAAUGUUAAAACCGAAGCCAGAUGUGAAGUUGUCAGACUUUCUAGCGGCAAGAACAUCGCUUUUGCAUGUGGAGAAGACUUCUAGUGCGAGUGUGAGACAGAACACACAGAGUGAAGUCAACAAAGUGAUAAUUGGACAGGUACCAGAUCGUGGAGGCCGUCCCCACGAACAACAGCCUCCGCCACCAGAAAUGCCUUCCUGGCAACAGAGAUCUGCGGGCGGAGGACGCGGAGGCGGAGGCGGAAGCGGAGGCAGUGGUCGCGGAGGCGGCGGCGGAUUUGGUGGACGCGGAGGUUACGAUAGCGGUCGUGGAACUAACGAUGGUGGUCGUGGGGGCUACAACAGUGGACGGGGUGGUUACGAUAAUAAUCGUGGUGGUUACGACAACAGCCGAGGAGGUUACGACAGUGGUCGUGGCGGUUACGACAGUGGUCGAGGCGGUUACGAUAGUGGUCGGGGUGGUUACAAUAGUGGUCGAGGUGGUUAUGACAAUGGUCGGGGUGGUUACGAGGGUGGACGGGGGGGUUACGACGGUGGUCGUGGCGGUCAAGGUGGAAGAGGCGGUCGGGUCCAAGGCGGAUACAGCCAAGCCAGCGGUUAUCAGGCCAGACCUCAAACAGGCCCCGGCGGCUACACUCAAAAUCGCAACCACCAAACAUUUGAAGUUCCUUUCGACGCCGCCAAUCGUUACUGUAACGGCGAAGGCACAAGGGAACGUGAUCUAGCUGAUGUUCCAUAUAAAUACAUGGAGCAGCAAAACCCGAACUCUUACUUAAGGCAACAAAGGCAAGGGGGUGAUCAGAGGAAGGGAUUUUAUUUUCCGGCCGAAUCGACCUCAGAACGGCGCCAAUAUGAGGACAGAGAAAGACAAGGACAAGGUAGAGGCGGGGGCUACAGAGGCGGGAGACGUUGA